AAGGAAAGUUUUUCAAAAGUUCCUGGAGGUGUUUGAAGACGCACUGCUGCCGGUGCGAGCAGCGGAGUAUUCCAGCUGGAUUUUUAUUGAAAACACGGUUUUAUUUUCUGCGUGAAUGUGAAAGUUUUAAAAUCUACUUUAUGAAGCUCCGUAUCGAAGUUUCUUGGACCUGUUAUCUUUGCGUUAUUCCUUGGAGGAUGUAUUAUUGGUAACACUUCUGAAGAAGAGUUGGAACAGAAUUCCAAAAUGAGGAUUAACAGUAUUUGGAUAUUUUUAUCACUUUUAUGUGUUGUACAACAUAUCGAUGGACUCCGCUGUGUGGAUUCAUACAGACCUUGUGAAAAUGGAGGAAUGUGCAUAAACUCCAAAUGCAUGUGCCGACCAGGCUUCAUUGGAAACCUCUGCCAACACCAGGACCCCUGUCACCGUACGCCGUGCCUCAACCAAGCCGUGUGUAAGAGCCAGGUGGCCAAUGGCAUCCCCCAGUACACCUGCGUGUGCCAGAGAGGAUUCCGAGGCCAAGACUGCUCUCUGAUCGACGCCUGUGCCACCAGCCCCUGCGCCAACGGCGCCCGCUGUGUCAACGCCAACAACCACUACAACUGCUCCUGCCCGCCGGGCUUCCAGGGCAAGAACUGCCGCAACGACGUGGACGAGUGCCGCAAGCCGGGCAAGUGCCUGAACGGCGGCGUGUGCCAGAACACACACGGCUCCUUCUCGUGCCGCUGCCAGCCGGGCUAUAGCGGGCGCACGUGCGAGGUGGUCACGCUGCCCUGCGCGCCCUCGCAGUGCCUCAACGGCGGCACGUGCCACCAGAUCAGCGACCACGCCUACGAGUGCGCCUGUCUGCCGGGCUUUGAAGGCCACAACUGCGAGACCAACGUAGACGACUGCCCUGGACACAAAUGCAUGAACGGGGGCCUAUGUGUUGAUGGGGUCAACACGUAUAACUGUCAGUGUCCCCCAGAAUGGACAGGCCAGUACUGUGCGGAGGACGUGAACGAGUGCCUGAUGCAGCCCAACGCCUGCCACAAUGGCGGCACCUGCUUCAACACCAUCGGCGGCCACACCUGCGUCUGCGUCAACGGCUGGACCGGCGAGGACUGCAGCGAGAACAUCGACGACUGUGCCACCGCCGUCUGCUUCAACGGGGCCACCUGCCACGACCGCGUCGCCUCCUUCUUCUGCGAAUGCCCAGUGGGCAAGACUGGUCUCUUGUGCCACCUGGAUGACGCGUGUGUGAGUAACCCCUGUAACGAGGGCGCGGUGUGUGACACCAACCCCCUGAACGGCCGAGCCAUCUGCACGUGCCCCGCCGGCUUCAUCGGAGGCGCAUGCAACCAGGACAUGGACGAGUGCUCUAUCGGUGCAAAUCCGUGCGAGCACUUUGGCAAGUGUGUGAACACGGAGGGCUCCUUCACAUGCCAGUGCGGCCGCGGCUACACCGGCCCCCGCUGCGAGAUCGACAUCAACGAGUGCCUGUCCAUGCCCUGCCAGAACGACGCCACCUGCCUGGACCGCAUCGGGGAGUUCACCUGCAUCUGCAUGCCAGGCUACUCCGGGACAUACUGCGAGGUGGAUGUGGACGAGUGCGAGAGCAACCCUUGUGUGAACGACGGGAUCUGUUUGGACAACGUCAAUGGAUUCACUUGCAAUUGCCAGCCAGGCUUCACCGGCACGAUGUGUCAAAUCGACAUUGACGAGUGUGCCAGCACGCCGUGCCAGAACGGCGCCAAGUGCCUGGACCGGCCCAACGGAUACGAGUGCCGCUGCGCAGAAGGCUUCGAGGGCCCCCUGUGUGAGAGCAACAUCGACAACUGCCGCCCGGACCCGUGCCACCACGGCACCUGCAUCGACGGCAUCGCCACCUACUCAUGUAACUGCGAGCCGGGCUACACGGGCUACCGCUGCGAGAACCAGCUCAACGAGUGCCACAGCAACCCCUGCCAGAACGGCGGCAAGUGUGUGGACCUGGUCAACAAGUACAUCUGCCAGUGCCAGCACGGCACAUCAGGUAUCAACUGUGAGAUCAACUUUGAUGACUGUGCCAGCGGCCCGUGUGAGUUUGGCAUGUGCAAAGAUGGCAUCAACCGCUAUGACUGUGUCUGCAAGCCUGGCUUCACUGGCCCUAAGUGUAACGUUGAGAUUGACGAGUGUUCGUCUAACCCCUGCCGUAAUGGAGGCACCUGUGUGGAUGAGGAGAAUGGCUUCCAUUGCCAGUGUCCCGAGGGCUUCCACGAGCCAUACUGCUACUCCAAGGUAGACGAGUGCGCCAGCAACCCCUGUGUCAACGGAGCCUGCAGAGAGGACCCCAAUGGCUAUAGGUGUGACUGCGAGCCCGGCUGGGUGGGGAAGAACUGUGACCUGAACCGCAACGACUGCUUGCCCAGCCCCUGCCACAACGCCGGGACCUGCAUCGACCAGCUCAACGGAUUCGUCUGCAAGUGCCGCCAGGGCUUCAAAGGCAACCUGUGCCAGCUGAACAUCAACGAGUGCUCCUCCAGCCCGUGUCUGAACGGCGGCAAGUGUGUGGACGGCGUGGCCAGCUUCACCUGCGUGUGCGAACUGCCCUACAGUGGGCCCACCUGCGCCGAGGUGCUGACCCCCUGCUCCCCCAACCCCUGCUCCAACCACGCCCAGUGCGUCCACACGCCCGACUAUCUGGGAUACCAGUGCAACUGCGAGGUCGGAUGGCAAGGCCAACUGUGCAACGUGGACAUAAACGAGUGUAACCUCAGCCCCUGUAAGAACCGCGGCACCUGCACCAACACCCUGGGAGGCUACGUCUGCUCCUGCAGAGCUGGCUACACCGGGCUCAACUGUGAGACCGACAUCAACGACUGCUCACCGAACCCCUGUCUGAACGGAGGCUCCUGCUCGGACGGCAUCAAUAGCUUCCAGUGCACCUGCCUGCCUGGCUUCACGGGACCGCGCUGCGCAGUGGAGGUCAAUGAGUGCCAGAGUGCCCCCUGCAGGAAUGGAGGCACCUGCACCGACUACGUCAACAGCUACACCUGCACCUGCAAACCCGGCUACACCGGCAUCCACUGCGAGACCAACAUCCCCGACUGCACAGAGAGCUCCUGUUUCAACGGAGGCACCUGCACGGACAAGAUCAACGGCUACACCUGCACGUGCCGCCACGGCUUCACGGGCUCGCACUGCCAGUACGAGGUGAACGAGUGCGACUCGCAGCCCUGCCUGAACGGAGGCCUGUGCCAGGACGCCCUCGAGUCCUUCCGCUGCUCCUGCCCCAAGGGAUACACCGGCAACCGCUGCCAGAUGCCUGUGGACUGGUGCCGUCGCUCCAACCCGUGCCAGAACGGCGGCCGCUGCCGCCAGAAGGACUCCACCUUCACCUGCGAGUGCUCGGGUGGCUGGUCCGGACGCUACUGCGACAUCCCAGGCGUCUCCUGCGAGGUGGCUGCAGCCAAGAGAGGCUACCAGACAGACGAGCUGUGUAACCACGGCGGGCACUGUGUCAACACGGGCAACACCCACUACUGCAAGUGCCCCACCGACUACACGGGCAGCUACUGCGAGAGCCAGGUGGACCACUGCGAGGACAAGCCCUGCCGAAACGGCGCCACCUGCAGGGGAUACGUGGGAGGAUACACCUGCGACUGCAUGCCAGGUUACCAUGGUACCAACUGUGAGCUGGAGAUCAAUGAGUGCCAGUCUCACCCGUGCCAGAACGGGGGCACCUGUAUCGACCUGGUCGGACACUACAUCUGCUCAUGCCCACCUGGCACUCUGGGUGUGCUGUGUGAGAUUAAUGAAGACGACUGCUCCACGCCGGCCCGGCCCCGUGGCACGCCCAAGUGCAUGAACAACGGCACCUGCGUGGACCGCGUGGGCGGCUACAAGUGCAACUGUCCUCCCGGCUUCACCGGCGACCGCUGCGAGGGGGACAUCAACGAGUGCCUGUCCAACCCCUGCAACCCCGGCAACAGCCUGGACUGCAUCCAGCUGCCCAAUGACUACCUGUGCGUCUGCAAGCCUGGCUACACCGGUCGUCGUUGCCAGAACCGCUUCAGUGUGUGCGAGUCUCAGCCGUGUCAGAACGGAGGAGCCUGCUCCGUAUCCAGCAGCAUGCCUCUAGGCUACGCCUGCACCUGUCAACUGGGCUACACGGGUGCCAACUGCGAGCGCAGCAUGUCGUGCCGCGAGCUCUCCUGCUACAACGGCGGCAGCUGCACGCCCACCUCCCGCGGCGCCCGCUGCACGUGCCAGCAGGGCUACGCGGGCCCCCAGUGCCAGCACCGCAGCAACGAGGGCUGCUCAGUCCAGCCCUGCCGCAACGGCGGCCUGUGCACAGAGGAGACCUCCUUCCCCUACUUCCAGUGCCAGUGCCUGAGCGGCUACACUGGCAAGCGCUGCGAGCAGCAGGCCCGCGCCCUGCCCGACCCGCUGCCGCUGCCGCCCUCCUGCCCGCUGGCCGACUGCCCCGGCAAGGCCAACGACGGCGUGUGCGACAAGGAGUGCAACACGCUGGACUGCCGCUGGGACGGCGGCGACUGCUCGCUGGCCGUCAACCCCUGGGCCAACUGCCACGACCCGCGCUGCUGGAGGGUGUUCAACAACAGCCAGUGCGACGAGAGCUGCGACAACAAGGACUGCCUCUUUGACAACUUCGACUGCCGCAACAAGGAGAAGGUUUGCAACCCGAUCUACGAGGCGUACUGCAUCGACCACUACGCGGACGGCCGCUGCGACCAGGGCUGCAACUCGGAGGAGUGUGGCUGGGACGGCCUGGACUGCGCGCCGCAGCUGCCGGAGGACCUGGCCGACGGGCUGCUGGUGGUGACGGUGCUGCUGCCCCCCGAGGAGCUCCUGCGCACCAGCACCGCCUUCCUGCAGAAGCUCAGCGCCAUCCUGCGCACCAGCCUGCGCUUCCGCCUGGACCAGAACGGCGAGGCCAUGAUCCGGCCCUUCAUGCGCCGCGCCGCCCGCCUCAAGAGGGAGCUGCAGUCUCAGAUGGAGAUCAUCGGGUCCAUCGUGCACCUGGAGAUUGACAACCGCCUGUGCAGCCAGAACAGCGGCGAAUGCUUCCCCUCGGCCGAGUCGGCAGCGGAGUACCUGGGAGGCCUGGCUGCCACCGACCAGCUGCGCUUCCCCUACCCUCUCCAGGCCGUCAGCAGUGAGCCCAUGCCGGGGCCCACGCCCAUGUUCGAGCUGAGCAAGCUGAUGCUGGUGGGAGUGGCGGCCCUCUUCCUGCUCAUCAUCCUGGUACUGGGCAUGCUCAUCGCGCGCCGCAAGCGGGAGCACAGCACGCUCUGGUUCCCCGAGGGCUUCUUCCUCAAGAAGGAGACCAGCAGCAACAAGAACCGCCGCGAGCCGGUCGGACAGGACGCCCUGGGCAUGAAGCACAUGCCCAAGACGGUGGAGGAGUCUCUUCUGGGAGACCACAGUGACCAGUGGAUAGACACAGACUGCCCCGAGGCCAAGAGACUGAAGGUGGAGGAGCCCAGCAUGAUUUCCGACAUGGAGGAUGCGGUGGACUCCCGACAAUGGACACAGCACCACCUGGCAGCCGCUGACAUCCGCAUGCACCCCACCAUGGCACUCACGCCCCCGCAGGGAGAGUUCGACCACGACAGCAUGGACGUCAACGUCCGCGGACCCGACGGCUUCACUCCCCUCAUGUUGGCGUCCUUCUGCGGCGGAGGCCUGGAGCCCGAGAUUGCCGAGGACGAGGAAGAGGAGUCUUCCGCCAACAUCAUCUCUGACCUCAUCUACCAGGGCGCCUCUCUGGCGGCGCAGACCGACCGCACUGGGGAGACGGCCCUGCACCUAUCGGCCCGCUACGCACGAGCCGACGCGGCCAAGAGGCUUCUGGACGCCGGGGCUGACGCCAACGCGCAGGACAACACCGGACGCACGCCACUGCACGCAGCCGUCGCCGCAGAUGCCCAAGGAGUCUUCCAGAUCCUGAUCCGUAACCGUGCCACUGACCUGGAUGCCCGCAUGUACGACGGCUCCACGGCCCUCAUCCUGGCCGCCCGCCUGGCAGUGGAGGGCAUGGUGGAGGAGCUCAUCACCUGCCACGCAGACGUCAACGCUGUCGACGAAAUCGGUAAAUCUGCUCUGCACUGGGCCGCUGCCGUCAAUAAUGUGGAGGCCACUGUUGCCUUGCUGAAGAACGGAGCCAACAAGGACAUGCAAGACCUGAAGGAGGAGACCCCGUUGUUCCUGGCGGCGCGCGAGGGCAGCUGCGAGGCCGUGAAGGUGCUGCUGGCCCACUUCGCCAACCGCGAGAUCACCGACCACAUGGACCGGCUGCCGCGCGACAUCGCCCAGGACCGCAUGCACCAUGACAUCGUGCAGCUGCUGGACGAGUACAACACGGUGCGCAGCCCCCAGGGCCACGCUGCCGCCAGCGCCGCCGCACAUCACCUGGUGGCCGCCGCCGCAGCCGCCGGCCACACGCUCUCGCCCCUCAUGUGCCCGCCGAGCAGCUUCCUGCCCGGCCUGAAGACCACGCCGCAGGGCAAGAAGAACAGGAGACCCGGCGCCAAGGGCUCGGGCGGGCUGGGAGGAGGGCAGCACGGCGGCAUGGGUCUGAAGGACUCGGCCAAGGUGCGCAACAAGAAGCUGACGCUGGACAUGCAGAGCGCGCUGCUGGAGAGCUCGGUCACGCUCUCGCCCGUCGACUCGCUGGACUCGCCGCACGGCGGCGCCAGCAACGCCGGCUACAUGACCAACCCCACCUCACCGGCCGCCAUGCCCUCGCCCGGCCUCUUCCACUCCUCCAUGUCCGUGCCCAGCACCCCCAUGGUGCACCCCGGCCUGCCCGACGGCGGCGGGCCCUUCGCCAUCUCCCUGGCGCAGCUCAACGAGCUGGGCGCCGCCGGCGGCUCCGACCCGGGGCUCUCCAUGCACGGGCGCAUCAGCAUGGCGCAGGCCAACGCCGCGCACGGCUACGUGCUGAGCACCGGCCAGCUCGGCAUGGGCAUGGGCAUGGUGAACCCCGUCAGCGUGCCCUUCGACUGGCACAGCCGCAUGCCGCCCUCCUCGCAGUGCGGCCCCGUGUUGAGCAUGGUGCACCCGGCCACCAGCCAGGCCGGCCUGAUGCCCCAGACGCCCAGCGGCAUGCCACAGGGAGGCCUGCUCAUGCACCAGCAGAUGUUCCGCGCCGCCGCCGUGGGCCAGCCCAUGCUGCAGCCCACGCCCAUCUGCUCCACCCCCACCAUCAGCCCCGUCAAGCUGGCCUCCAUCGCCGAGCAGCAGCAGCAGCAGCAGCCCACACCGCAGCAGCUCCACAGCCACGCCCUGGCGCGCAUGGGCAACUCCACCCCGCCCACACCGCAGCAGGCGCAGCCCCCGCCCCCCGCCUUCUACCAGCCCACUCCUCAGCAGCCGCAGCAGGUGGUCCCUCAGCCGUCUCAGGCGGCGGCGGCAGCGGUGGCGGCGGCGUCCGCAGCAGCAGCAGCGGCGGCGGCAGUAGCGGCAGUGCAGCCUCCCCAGCCUCAGGCCUCUCAGCCGGGGGGUAGCGGCGGCAGCAGCAGUAGCGGCACGGGGCUGGAGGAUUACCCCACCCCUCCCUCGCAGCACAGCUACACCUCCGCCAUGGAUGCCACCCCCAAGCAUUACUUGCAUCUGCCCAGCGAGCACCCCUACCUGACCCCCUCGCCCGAGUCCCCCGAGCCCUGGUCCAGCCCCUCUCCGCAGUGCGUGUCCGACUGGUCCGAGUCCACUCCCAGCCCGGCCGUGUCGGGGCCCGCCCAGACCCAGAUCCCCCACGUCUCAGAGUCUAACGGCAAGAUGCAGGUGUUUGCGUAAAAGAAACCCCCGUCGUCUUCGCCAUCCAUCAACUUCCAUACAUUCCCAACUCCCUUGUAUCCCACCCAUGACCCCUCCAGUCCCCCCUCUCCUACGUCGUCUCCUCCUUAUCGAAAAAGGGUAAGAGCCAAUGGGGACAGAGAUAUGAGCUCUCGUUCCGGCUCUUGGUUUCAUGUUUUUUAUGGGUCAGCCAGUUUCCAAGAUUUUGAAUUGGAUCCGGAUUGACUGUGUUGCGUCAAGAGAACCGUCUGCCGAUGUUGUUGCAGAGAAGACAAAAAAAGUAAAGGGAAAAAUUGUUGUUGUCUUAAAAGAAAAGACAAUAUAAUGAAGUAAGACUUAUUCUGUCUCAGAUGGACUUGUUUUUUUAUUAUAAAAAAAGAAGUAUAUGAAGAAAGCCACGUCUUUUAUUUCAAAGACUUGGAGGAUGCCUGAAACUAACAAACUUUUUAAGUAGAUUAUGAGAAUGAGAAAAGCAAAUGUUGAAGGAAAUUCCUUACUUUUUUAUUUAUUGUUUUCCUGUGUUUCUCCUUUUAAAGAAAAAGAAACUGCCUCGUGGGGCAAUCUCUCCCUUGCUCUCUGGUCCCAGUCAGGCGUUCACUCCUUCCGCCAAACCUGUUCCUCUCCACAAGCGCUAUGAUGGUUCAUGUUUAUCAUGUUAGGCUAAAGAACAAACAUAAUGAUCAAGAACAGGACAUUGUCCUUAUUCAGGCAGAUUACUCCUUAUUAUUGCAGAUGUGUUCUGUACUCACAUUUCAGAACCAUUUUCAGUUAGUAUUAUCAUUGUAUUUGUCAGUACUUUUUUUGUUUGCAAAUUGUGGAGCUUACUAACUCAACAAGUUGCCAGUGUAGUUCACUUGUGACAUUUGACUGGCUUGAGCAAACGGAUCACAAUUAUCCCGCAUUUUUUUAUUUCCGUUGAAUUUGGCAGAAGCAGGCUAGGUGUAAGGUGGCCUUGGGUCAUAGACUGGGAGGACGCACUCACUAUUUGUUAUUUAUUUAGGCUGUAAAAAUAAUUGGCACUGUGAACAAACUACUCUAGCUUAAAGUCACUGAUUACAAAUUAUUUUUCGACAAAAAUCAUUAGUUUUGAAAUGUAUUUCUCUAGAUAUGUAUUACCUGUAAGAAUGUAUAGGGGCAUCUCGUAAGCACUUCUUGGGACGAACAUGAGGGCGGCGAUGGUGAGCUUUGCCCUCUGUUCUUGCAGUAAUACCACUGGCCACUUACAUAUGCUACAGGUCAGUCACAAGAGGAAACGCCAAGGGUGAUUGAGAGAUCUUUUUUUUUCUGCCAAUUCGAAAUCAGCCAGUCACUGCCUGUUAUAGAUGUUUUUUUUCCUUCCUAUUUUUUUGUUUUGUUUAUUUUUAUGGUCAUUUUGUUUUCUCUUUUUACUGAAAUAUGGUUACCUUUAAUGAACAUUUGACAAGAUGUACUAAGCUAUUUUUUUAUUGGCUGCUGCUCGCUGUCACUGUAAAGCGUGACACCUGUGUGUCUUCUGAAAACAUUCCUGCUUCUUUCACCUCCUCCUCCUCCUCUUCCUCUUCCUUCACAAACCCCCACCUACCUACACCCAUCCACUCAAUGUGGAGCUGCAGUGUCUGCUGCUACCCAGACCCGCACUGUGCCUGACCUCCACCCACCCACCAGCCCAACAUGGCUAAACCCAACCCAGCCCAACCUAGCUAACCCCAGCCCAGCCCAGCCCAACAUGACUAAACCCCAGCCUUAUGCUAUCCUAUUCACCUCCACCGAGGCUCUCUCUAGCCUCUCUACCACAAGCUCAACAGGUGUGACGUCAAAUGCCUCAUCGUUUAGCCCCAACAUUCAUUGUACCUUAAAAACCACUGAGGGUUCAGCACCUAGGCGUCGUGCCUCAACUGGCAACUUUUACCCUUGACGUAGUUGUCCACAGCCAUGUUUUACGUAGCUUUGGCAGGUGGAAUAUGAGUGGCCAUGAUUAUUGAUUGAUGGGAGGUUUUACCCAGUGCCCAGGCAGGGGAGGGGAGGGCCGUAGCUGCUAUAGCCCUGUCACUCCUCAGGGAGGCGUUUUAAGGCAUGCAGGGAGCAGAGGGAGAGAGAGAGAGUCUGUCUGCCCUCCUUCGCCCUGCAUCUUUAGCAGAGCUUCACCCUCCCCCCCACACCUCCUCCUCCUCCUCCUCUUCCUCCUCCUCCUCCACCACCUCCUCAAUGGCCACCAAGCGGAGGGUGGAUGUCUGUGCAUGUGUCAGCCAGUACGAUAGUAACCCUGGAUCCAUUCCUAAGGCAGGAACACUGCUAUGUAGUGAUGUCCUUCCCGGAUGAAAUAAGUGAAAAUCAAAGAAUAAUAAUGAUGAUUUUUAGGCAUUCUCCUCUCCCAAAGAUUUAAUUUUCUUGCCCUCCCCCUUCCACUCCCCUCCCCUUCCCCAAGUAUUACAUUGGUAGAACAACCAUUCUGGGUCAUCAGUCACUUUUUUUCUGUUUUCUGUAUUUCCGGGGCACUGAAUUACAUGGUGGUCUUUAUUGUUUUGUUUUGUUUUUGUUUGUUUGUUUUUUACAAUUGCAUUUCAAUUGCAUUAUUUUUUUUCAAUUGCAUUUCUCUUUUUUUGUUUCAUGUCAUACCCAUCACGACAUUUCAGUCUCGUAUAUCUGAACAUUUCAUCAUCAAGCCUAUUAUCUACCUGUAAAUAUGUUUGUUUUAUUUAGAUUUACUUGUUUAAGAGUCUUAUGUUUAAAUGAUUAUGUACUAAAAUGAUUAUCUUUUUUUCAGUUAGCCUUAUUGUUGAGAACCUGAGAGGACUGAUUUUUGUUAUUGGUCUCGUUUUAUUAGAUCGGAGUAGUCAUUUUCUGUUUCAUUAUUAAUUUCUAUACUUGUUUAAGAGUAGUUUUUUACAAAAAAAGAAAUAUCGCUGUAUAUAAACACCUUUUCACAUUGUUUCUCUCUACAAAGGUUGUAAAAUAAGGUACUUCUAAUAAAAACAGUAGGGAUGUA
Messenger RNA from Engraulis encrasicolus (European anchovy), 10747 nucleotides. It is a transcript of the gene notch3, whose product is annotated as notch receptor 3. Gene Ontology annotation, molecular function: calcium ion binding; signaling receptor activity; protein binding. Lineage: Eukaryota; Metazoa; Chordata; Actinopteri; Clupeiformes; Engraulidae. Gene Ontology annotation, biological process: regulation of developmental process; Notch signaling pathway; multicellular organism development. The coding region runs from base 247 to 7782 and encodes 2511 amino acids. The record is from RefSeq and is a predicted model, not a curated record. Gene Ontology annotation, cellular component: membrane. The transcript is spliced from 33 exons.